CAAUCACCACGUGCCCUCUCGCAGCACGUCCUCACAAAAACCACGAUGAAACUGCUGGUCGCCAUCUGUGUUAUGCUGUCUCUUACGACAGCUCUCCCUCAAAGGAGAGUGUCGUUGAAACCCGACCAGCAAGUAGCCGAGGACCAGCAGCCGGCUGAGCAGAACUAUCAAAACUACCAACCUCAACAGCAAGACUACAGACAGCAGCCCCAGGAGUACAGACAAGCCAAGCCCAUUGAUGACUUCAGGCCCAAAGUACAAUUGGAGACUACCACCUUCAUCCCGAUCAUCCGUUUCGACAAAGAGCAAGGCACUGAUGGAAGCUACAAGACAGCGUACGAAACCGGCAACAACAUCCAAGCUGAAGAAUCAGGCUACCUAAGGGCAGUGGAUGACACACACGAUGCUUUAGUCCAGUCCGGGUCAUACUCCUACACAGCCCCCGACGGCCAGGUCAUCACUGUGGAGUACACCGCCGAUGAGUUCGGAUUCAGGGUGAAGGGAGACCACAUCCCAACCCCACCCCCAGUGUCCCCUGAAAUCCAAAAGGGACUUGACCUCAUCUAUGCUGGAAUUAAGGCCAAUGAGGAGCGCGCCGCUCUCGAAGCUAAGAACAACCCCGAAGCUGCCAGAGCAAAUGAAGAGAAGGCAGCUUUGGACUACAAAGGCCAAUAUUACCAACAAUAAGCAUAUCACGUAAUAAUAAAUAGACAAAAAAUCAAGAUACGAUCAGUUACGUUUGAAUUAAAAUUAUUCGCAAACUUUUAUACUAAAUAUCGAUAUGUCACAAAAUAUUGUAAUAAAAUUAAUUCAAAUGUGAUCUAUAAGACAAGGACUCAACAACUAUGAUCAGUACAAUAAGUGUAUGGUUUGAAGAAAUUAUUUUAUGUUACCAAUAAUUACAUUACGAGCAGUAUUCGAUUGAGUUCUAAUUCAUAGCAUGAUAUGAACAAGUUAAUUGAACAGGCCAUAGUCACUUUUGACGUGUACUAUCAUUUUACAACAACUCCCCAAAAAAAUAUAGCUAACGUUGCGACGUGGUAUUCCACGUAACAAGAUUUAAUAGGAAUAUGUAUUUACAUUUCCGUGAGAUGCGACGUCGCAAUGCUUAUAGUUGCCAUAAUUAAAAACUUACUGUUGUGUGUUAUUAUAUUUGUAAAAUAGAACCAAUCAUAAAGAAUCGCGUUCCCAUACAAACAAUGUGACACACUGCCUAUUAGCUAUAACUGUCUAGUGUAAGAGAAAUAUAUGAUUUACAUUUGGUUGUUAGUAGUAUUUCGUCGAAGUGCACCAGACUGAAAUACUUUACUUCUUUGAUAAGUACAGCUGCACUAAAUAUAGUUAUCCCAAGCGUUUCAAAACAUGUGAUAAAGUUAGUAUACAAUGAAGUGAAGC
Molecule: messenger RNA, 1395 nt
Organism: Chilo suppressalis (striped riceborer)
Lineage: Eukaryota; Metazoa; Arthropoda; Insecta; Lepidoptera; Crambidae
Source: the annotation of a GenBank genome assembly